AUGGAGAAACUUGAGGACUUUGACAGUUUUGUGAAGAACGUUGACACAAUAAGUCAGCUCGUGACAGAUCUACAAUCUUGUGACACUGACGUCCAGGAAAAAGCAUUAGCAGACGCUGAUUGCUACAUUGCUGCCUUGGAUGAACACUGCAGAACAAAAGUCAACAAAACCACAACCAACACAAAGUCGCCAUAAAACCCAUCAAUAGCAGCCUGGACAAGCUCCCAGGAGAACUUCAUGAAGAUUAUGGAGCAAGAUGCUGAGGACAGGAGGGCUAGAAGAUCUGUAAAAACAACAGAAGCAACAGCGCUUAAAGACAAGGGAAAUGAAGCCUUUGCUCGAGAAGACUAUGAAGCUGCAGUGAAGUAUUACAGUGACGGCCUUGAUCACCUCAAGGAUAUGCAGCCAUUGUACACCAACAGAGCACAAGCCUACAUCAAACUUGGAAAGUACCAGGAGGCCGGUGACUGUGAAUGGGCCCUGAGGUGUAAUGAGAGGUGUGUAAAGGCUUAUCUACAUAUGGGCAAAGCAUUUCUGGGACUGAAGAAAUAUAAUGAGGCAAGAAACUGCUUUGAAAAGAUUCAGGAAAUUGAACCAAAGACGGAGAAGAUGGUGAAAGAAUACCUGACCCAGGUAGAUUUAGAAGAGGAAAGAGAGAGUCAGGAAAGGAAUGCAAAACAGGAGGUUGACAAGGGAAGUAGGAAGGCCACAAUAGUGCCACAGCUUCUGGAGGAGCUGUCAAAACCCGGCCAGUCGACCCUCUACUACUGCGCAGGAUUGGAGAUUCUGUCAGAAGUGUUUACUGACUGCACAGGACAAACCCUUUUCAGACUCAACAAUGGCUUUAGUGUCAUCAGCGGCAAUGAGACGGUGCGGAGGUGCCUGCUGCAGCAAACAGAUGACAGAGAGAGCCAGGAGUUGUGUGCUUCUGCUCUAAAAUUCUGGAGGAUUGCUUGUUGUGGAAAUGAUGAAAACCAGAAAACGUUGAUGACCUGUCCAUUAAUCCGACAGUCCAUCGUUGGGUUGGUGGCGUCACAGCAUGGAGCGGUAGCGAAUGAAUGCCUGGCACUACUCUGUCUGUUUGCACAGACAUCUCGAAGCAGAUGUUUGAUCAUUGACAGCCUGAAUUUGCACAUGCUGGCGAAGAACCUUAUGAUGUGCGUCUCAGAGUCCGAGCUGCAAAAGCAGAGCAGUGCAGUCAGCAUUCUGGAAAACUUUGCAGAGGAAGACAGAUUCCGUAUCCGGUUGAGAAAUGAUGUGAUGGCGUCCAUCUGUGUGCCUUUCGCAAAGCUCCUGGGACGAAUCAGCGAGGCCAAUCAACUUGUCCUUCCAUCUGUGAUUUCUUCUCUCGGCUCUCUGGCUGCAGACGACGUCAUUCGUCACAAACUUGCUCACGAUCCGCAGUGCUGGGACGCCUUUGUAGUUGCCAUUAGGCAGUGCCGUGCGUCUGAACAAAGAGAGGUGCUUUACCCUUUACUUGGCUUGAUCAUCAACCUUUCAGCCGUCACCUCUCCAGUUAUCCAGGAGCGGGCUGUGUCAAUGUGUGGCUGCUGUCUGGACCUGCUGAAACACAGUGAUGGAGGAGUCAUAACUAGAGCUACAGGUGUGUUGAGUGCCGUCCUCCCUCGAUCUGCUGAUGCCACUCAACGUGUCAUUCAGGAGGAAGUGAUUCAGAUCCUUCGCCGGGUAUUGAAGGGAGGAGGGCAGGCUGCCACUAGGUAUGCCAUUAAAGCUCUGACAGUGUGCACCGCUGCCAGUCACUUGGCACGGGAGAAGCUGGUGAAGUCUGAUCAAAAGCUGUCUGGUUUACGUCAUUUGCUGAGUUCCAGCUGUGACGAGAGGGUGUCAGGAAAUGCAGCCCUGUGCUUGGCCCACUGCCUUGAUUUGGAAGGAGUCGCCAGUCACCUGCUGGGAACUGAUAUAGUGCCGCUGCUGCUGCGGCAUGCUGCAGGGGACGCUAAGAGGACAGCUGUGCAGCAAAACGCCGCCAUCGCUCUGGGGAAGCUGUGCCGAUCUGAGCCCAGGCAUUUGUGCAAACUUCGAGAACUGCACGGUCUUGAGAUCUUGCACUCAUGUGUGAAGUUAAUUUCAUGAACCCGUCUCAG
Messenger RNA from Salarias fasciatus (jewelled blenny), 2105 nucleotides. It is a transcript of the gene ttc12, whose product is annotated as tetratricopeptide repeat domain 12. The record is from RefSeq and is a predicted model, not a curated record. Gene Ontology annotation, cellular component: cytoplasm; centrosome. Gene Ontology annotation, biological process: sperm axoneme assembly; axonemal dynein complex assembly. Lineage: Eukaryota; Metazoa; Chordata; Actinopteri; Blenniiformes; Blenniidae. Gene Ontology annotation, molecular function: protein binding.